Globicephala melas (long-finned pilot whale) is the source of this 4889-nucleotide messenger RNA. It is a transcript of the gene PPP1R10, whose product is annotated as protein phosphatase 1 regulatory subunit 10. The record is from RefSeq and is a predicted model, not a curated record. Gene Ontology annotation, molecular function: metal ion binding; protein phosphatase 1 binding. Gene Ontology annotation, cellular component: nucleus; PTW/PP1 phosphatase complex; chromatin. NCBI's taxonomy places the organism in Eukaryota, Metazoa, Chordata, Mammalia, Artiodactyla, Delphinidae.
UUGCUUUUAUUUUCACACUGCUCUUAUUCAAAGUAGGUCAAAGACUAUUCAGGAUGGGGGCUGCUUUUUGUUUUUUGUUUUUUUUUACUAAAAGGUUUUUUAAUGUAAAAAGCUACCGGCAGAGCCGGGAUAGCUUUUUAAGUUCGAGUUCUCUUCUCCGUAACAAGAUGGCGUCCCUGCCUUGUUGUUUUUCUCCCCCUUUUGCCAUCCAGAGCUUAGGGCCGCCCUAGAAACUUGGUCAAGGGGGAGGAGCAGCAUUGAAAGGUGAUGUAAUCAGCUUUCUUCCUCCUUUCUCCACCCUCUUCAAACUCCACCCCGAGCAGAUGCCUUCUGGACUCUUGUGCACGCUGCUGCUAGACAGGAAAAGCCAUUUUCCUUAUUUUCUUUAUAACUUUUUAUAGCCAUUAUCUUAAAAGGAAAACAGCUUAUAGGAAUUAGGUCUUGAAGCUGUCCGUCUCCUUGGGCAGCUCUAGUUUUUGUAUUUAACGAUCCCGAGUCUGUUGCUUUUAUUUUCACCUUCUUUCAUCACUACUGCUUGGAAUUUUUCCCCGCUUCAGUUGCCAGGGGUGGAAACCAGUCAAACAGCUGUACUUUAGGGCUGGAAGCUUUUGAGGGGAGUGUGUGUGAGCGUGUGUGUGUCUUAUGUGUGUUGGGGGAUACUGGAGGAAGACACAAGGACUUGUGAAUGAGUAACUGGAAUAGACAACUGGGGCCUAAUGACACUGAAAUGUGCCGUUUCUGCUCAGGAAUCAGUCCUUGGGCCUCUUGGCAUUUGGUCGCUUUGUAUGAUGAGAAUCUGGGGGAGAGUGGGUACUUUAGGACUUUCUUCUAAAUCGCCCUUAUUCCCGCCUCUGGGUUUGGGGGUAAGCUCUUUGUGUUCAGUGCUGUAUCACGUUCUCCAGUUGCUUAGCUCCUGUACAUUGGUACUAGGAUGAGAAGUGAAUCUUUAGGAAAGGAGGCGGCAGUUGUAAACUCAAGGCAGGGGGAUUCAAGCUACGGUUUCUGAAAACCUCGAUCAUGGGUUCGGGUCCCAUAGAUCCCAAAGAGCUUCUCAAGGGCCUGGAUAGCUUCCUUAACCGAGACGGGGAAGUCAAGAGUGUGGAUGGGAUUUCGAAGAUCUUCAGUCUGAUGAAGGAAGCACGAAAGAUGGUGAGUCGAUGCACUUACUUGAACAUUCUCCUGCAGACCCGUUCACCAGAAAUAUUGGUCAAGUUUAUUGAUGUUGGUGGUUACAAGCUUCUUAACAAUUGGCUGACAUAUUCAAAGACAACCAACAACAUUCCCCUCUUGCAGCAAAUUCUACUGACCCUGCAGCACCUACCACUCACUGUUGACCAUCUCAAGCAGAACAACACAGCCAAACUGGUGAAGCAGCUGAGCAAGUCAAGUGAGGAUGAAGAGCUCCGGAAAUUGGCCUCAGUCCUUGUUAGCGACUGGAUGGCUGUGAUCCGCUCCCAGAGCAGUACCCAGCCUGCUGAGAAAGAUAAGAAGAAACGGAAAGAAGAGGGAAAGAGUCGAACCACCCCUCCUGAGCGACCGUUGACUGAGGUGAAGGCUGAGACUCGGGCUGAGGAGGCCCCGGAGAAGAAGAGGGAGAAGCCCAAGUCCCUCCGAACCACGGCGCCCAGUCACGCCAAGUUCCGCUCUACCGGACUAGAGCUGGAGACCCCGUCUUUGGUGCCUGUGAAGAAGAAUGCCAGUGCAGUGGUGGUUUCUGACAAGUACAACCUUAAACCCAUCCCCCUCAAGCGUCAGAGUUCCACAGCCGCCCCAGGAGAUGCUGCACCCCCUGCAGAGAAGAAAUACAAGCCACUCAACACAACACCCAAUGCCACCAAAGAGAUCAAAGUGAAGAUCAUCCCGCCACAGCCUAUGGAGGGCCUGGGCUUUCUGGAUGCGCUCAAUUCAGCCCCUGUUCCAGGCAUCAAAAUUAAGAAGAAGAAGAAGGUGCUGUCACCCACAGCUGCCAAGCCAAGCCCAUUUGAAGGGAAAACGAGCACAGAACCGAGCACAGCCAAACCUUCUUCCCCAGAGCCAGCACCUCCUUCUGAGGCUAUGGACACAGAACGUCCAGGGACCCCAGUUCCCCCUGUUGAAGUCCCAGAGCUCAUGGAUACUGCCUCUUUGGAGCCAGGAGCUCUGGAUGCAAAGCCAGUGGAGAGUCCCGGAGAUCCUAGCCAGCUGACCCGGAAAGGCAGGAAGAGGAAAACUGUGACCUGGCCUGAGGAGGGCAAGCUGAGAGAGUAUUUCUAUUUUGAACUGGAUGAAACUGAACGAGUGAAUGUGAAUAAGAUCAAGGACUUCGGAGAGGCAGCUAAGCGAGAGAUACUGUCAGAUCGACACGCGUUUGAGACGGCCCGGCGUCUGAGCCAUGACAACAUGGAGGAGAAGGUGCCCUGGGUGUGUCCCCGGCCCCUGGUGCUGCCCUCGCCUCUUGUCACCCCUGGAAGCAACAGCCAGGAGCGGUACAUCCAGGCUGAGCGGGAGAAGGGGAUCCUUCAGGAGCUCUUCCUGAACAAGGAAAGUCCUCACGAGCCUGAUCCUGAGCCCUAUGAGCCUGUCCCCCCCAAACUCAUCCCCCUAGAUGAGGAAUGUUCCAUGGAUGAGACCCCAUAUGUUGAGACCCUGGAGCCGGGGGGGACCUGUGGCUCACCCGAUGGGGCAGGUGGUUCCAAGUUGCCUCCUGUUCUGGCCAAUCUUAUGGGAAGCAUGGGUGCCGGGAAGAGCCCCCAGGGUCCUGGAGGAGGAGGCAUCAAUGUGCAGGAGAUCCUCACCUCCAUCAUGGGUAGCCCUAACAGUCAUCCCUCAGAGGAACUGCUGAAGCAACCAGACUAUUCAGACAAGAUCAAGCAGAUGCUGGUGCCUCAUGGACUCUUAGGGCCUGGUCCCAUAGCCAAUGGUUUCCCACCGGGAGGCCCUGGGGGCCCCAAGGGCAUGCAGCACUUCCCCCCUGGACCUGGCGGACCUAUGCCAGGUCCCCAUGGAGGCCCUGGGGGCCCUGGUGGGCCAGUGGGUCCACGUCUCCUGGGUCCCCCACCCCCUCCCCGAGGGGGUGAUCCCUUCUGGGAUGGCCCAGGUGACCCCAUGCGGGGUGGCCCGAUGCGUGGGGGACCAGGUCCGGGGCCAUACCAUAGAGGCCGUGGUGGCCGAGGCGGGAGUGAACCACCUCCUCCUCCUCCUCCAUUCCGAGGGGCCAGAGGAGGUCGCUCUGGAGGAGGACCUCCAAAUGGAAGAGGGGGCCCUGGUGGGGGCAUGGUCGGAGGUGGUGGGCAUCGUCCCCAUGAAGGCCCUGGUGGGGGCAUGAGCAGUGGCAGCGGACAUCGUCCCCAUGAAGGCCCUGGCAGUGGCAUGGGCGGUGGGCAUCGCCCCCACGAAGGCCCUGGCGGCGGCAUGGGUGGUGGCAGUGGCCAUCGUCCUCAUGAAGGCCCUGGUGGAGGAAUGGGUGCUGGUGGUGGACAUCGGCCCCAUGAAGGCCCUGGACAUGGGGGGCCCCACGGCCACCGACCUCAUGAUGGCCCUGGUCACCGAGGCCAUGACCAUCGAGGGCCACCCCCUCAUGAGCACCGUGGCCAUGAUGGCCCUGGCCAUGGCGGAGGAGGCCACCGAGGGCAUGAUGGAGGCCACAGCCAUGGAGGAGACAUGUCAAAUCGCCCUGUUUGUCGACAUUUCAUGAUGAAGGGUAACUGCCGCUACGAGAACAACUGUGCCUUCUACCACCCGGGUGUCAAUGGGCCCCCCCUGCCCUAGGGACCACCUGCCCACCCCACCCACACCCCUGUGGACUGCAGCCUUGCUCCUUCCACCCUUUUAUGGCUUCUGUGAGGCCCAUUUUCCCCUUUCCCCAGCUGAUGAGGAGCCGGCCCCCUCAGUGCCCACCUGCCUGGGUUCUUGGGGGUUUUCGGAUCACUGGUGCGCAUUGAUGUACAUAUUUUCCUCCAGUCUGGGGAGGAGAGAGACUGGACACAUUCUGUACCCUGGACUGCUGAAGAGGAGACCGAGUUGGCUUCACUUUUUGAGGAGAUUUGCCCUUUAUGCCAAGCGCCUCUCCAGUAUUACCCUUUAUGCCUGAGAACCUAAAGCUGGUUAUCCUGGAGAACACCUCUACUCUCCUCUUGUGGGUCCUCCACAUGCACACAGAACUCUGACACGGGAUCAGCUGCACUUAUGAAAUCACCCCAGCCAAGUUCAUGCUUCCUCGUGGGGUGGGGAGAUGGUAAAGGGGUAUUGUGUAUCCCACUGCACUGAGAGGACUCAAUCAGGCUGGAUUUGAGUUCUGGAACACAUCAUCCCCACUCCUCCCGACACAGGCUUUACAUUGAGUCCUUUCUCAAGUAAGACGUUGCAAUCUUCCGUGAACACCCAAGUUUGCAUCAUGGGUCUGCUAGGUUCAAUGAUGGCAAAUCCACAUCGGCAAAGUUUUAGCUGGCAUAGGUGAGGCCAUUGGUGGUGGUCCACCCUUGCCUGCAGCUCAUUCUGGAAAUUAAAACACUUCAGUGAGACCAGCUUUUCAUCAACUGAAGCCCGGCGUGCUGGGCAUGCCAGUCACACUACACGCACUGCCUCUGGGAGUUAGCGUGCUCCUGGCCCCCACCUGGAACCUUGUGGGUGUGAGGCCUCCAGCUCCCUCCCUUGCCCUGUCAGUCAGCCACCUCUGAAUCCCCACCAGGUGCCUUCCUGGGUGGAUUCGAUGAGAUGACCUGCCCUCUCCCAGCCCUCUCCUUCACCUGUCUCAGCAUCAGUUGUUUUCUAUGAAAACAGUGGAUUGGUUGGGUUUUGUGCAGGGUCUUGGGUUAGAGCCACAAUGGAUUUGAGGAUGAGUAUUUUCUUUUUUCUUUUGGUUUUGUAUAUUUUGUACAUUAAUAAUAAACAGUGGAAAGAGAAGUAUUUAA